GAACUGUUUUUGCGACACUGCAGCACUGCAUUGUGAAAAGAUCCGAUUUAUUUUAAUUAUUUGUAGUAGUUUUACCAAAAAAAUUUCUUAUUGGUGUGCACUAGUGUGUAACUCCGGUGCGAUUGUAAUGAUUACCGGACUUUUUAACAUUUUGAUUUUUUCGGUUUUAUACACAAUCGGUUACGAAUCAGGAACAUCUAACAUAACCUCAAAAACUCUAACGUGAAAAAUGUGCAACAAAAGUGCAAAAAACGUUAAAGAAGAGGAAAUGGACUCAGAUUCGGACGAUUCCGAUGUUAGCAUGUCGGAUUCUGAUGAAAACGGGCAAGAAAUUGAGUCUUCGGAUGAUGAAAACGAGGAGUCGGAAGAGGAGGAAGACGAGGUGAUAAAAGCGAUUCGGAGCGCUGCGGAGAAGAAACGUGACCACCCCCCUGUUAUCCACUGCGAGGACUUCAUAACGGACAUUUCGUUUCACCCCCAUGAAGACUUACUAGCCGUUGCGAGUAUCGUCGGCGAUGUUAUUUUCUACAAGUACUCAAACGAGGAAAAUUCGAUUGUUCGCACUUUGGAAGUGCACACGAAAGCUUGUCGAGAUAUCGAGUUUAGCGAAGACGGCAAGAGUUUAUUUUCCGCUGCUAAAGAUAAGACAGUUAUGAUAAGUGAUGUCGAGAGUGGGAAAUUGUCUCGGUUUUACGACAAGGCCCACGAAGCGCCUAUUUAUUGUCUUUUGGUGGUCGAUGAGAAUUUGUUUGCGACUGGGGACGACGAGGGAUGCGUGAAAUUGUGGGAUUUGAGGCAAAAUUCCCCAAAUCCGGUCUAUAGAACGAAGAAAAACGAGGAUUAUAUCAGCGAUUUGGUGACGAAUGAGGCUAAAAGUCUUCUACUGUGUUCAAGCGGCGAUGGUUCGCUUACAACAAUCGAUUUGAACAAUCGCAAGAUUCACAUGCAGUCUGAAGAAUACGACGAGGAACUCACUUGCUUGGGGCUUUUCCGGUCGGAGAGUAAACUAUUGGCGGGGUCCUCCAAAGGCCGACUAUUUUUGUACAAUUGGAACGAAUUCGGGUUACAUAGCGAUAUUUUUCCAGGGACUAAGUCUGCAAUCAAUGAUUUAGUUCCAAUCACGGAAAAUAUUGUUGUGACUGCGUGCGAAGACGGGGUUUUAAGAGCGACGCAUUUGUUUCCUCAUAGACAUCUAGGAAUUGUGGGACAACACGACUUAUCCGUCGAAAAACUAGAUAUUUGUAACAAUGGACAGUUUAUUGCCUCCAGUAGUCACAAUAAUGACAUUAAGUUUUGGAACAUCAAGUAUUUCGAAGAUUUUGAAAAAGUCAGUCAUAAACAUAGAAAACAUGAAAAGAAGAAGGAAAUGCAAAAUAAUUUACCAUCCUCCAAGGUUCAAAACGCCGCGGAUUUCUUCAGCGGCUUGUGUUGAAAAUUAUUUGUGAAAAACUAAAGAAGUGAAAUAAAACCAUUGAACUUUUAUUAAUCUACCGGGUGAUUGUAUUUGAUUGGGAUUUUUAACUCAAGUUGGCAAAUAAAAUCUAAUUGACAACAUU
Molecule: messenger RNA, 1556 nt
Organism: Tribolium madens (black flour beetle)
Lineage: Eukaryota; Metazoa; Arthropoda; Insecta; Coleoptera; Tenebrionidae
Product: WD repeat-containing protein 55 homolog
Exons: 1
Coding region: 230-1432 (400 amino acids)
Molecular function (GO): protein binding
Source: RefSeq, a predicted model, not a curated record